This is a messenger RNA of Athalia rosae (coleseed sawfly), 1131 nucleotides long. It is a transcript of the gene Clp, whose product is annotated as cleavage and polyadenylation specificity factor subunit 4. Gene Ontology annotation, molecular function: zinc ion binding; RNA binding. The record is from RefSeq and is a predicted model, not a curated record. The transcript is spliced from 4 exons. The coding region runs from base 143 to 1021 and encodes 292 amino acids. Lineage: Eukaryota; Metazoa; Arthropoda; Insecta; Hymenoptera; Athaliidae.
UUCGAUUCAAUUCAGUCAGAUCAAGAAAUUCAGCAUGGCGUCAACCGCGAUCGACGUGAAGCGCCUUGACGCGUUUUGUGAAGUGUGAGUACAUUUUUCAGUGACAGAACAUAAUAAUCUGUGGUAUAUUUGGUAAUAAAAGAUGGAGUGCAUGGUGGCUAAUGUCGAGCACAUGAGAUUUGACAUUGAAAUUGCCUUGGACGAACAAUAUGGUGCUUUAUCGUUGCCCUUCACGGGGAUGGAUAAAUCCAUUGCCGCAGUUUGCCAGUUUUACCCACGAGGAACCUGUGUCAAGGGAGGUUCUUGCCCAUUUAGGCAUGUCAGAGGAGACAGAACGAUCGUUUGCAAGCAUUGGCUUCGUGGUCUUUGCAAAAAGGGAGACCAGUGUGAAUUCCUUCACGAAUAUGACAUGACAAAAAUGCCAGAAUGCUACUUCUACUCCCGAUUUAAUGCAUGCCACAACAAAGAGUGUCCUUUCCUCCACAUAGACCCUGAAACAAAAGUUCGAGAUUGUCCAUGGUAUGAUCGUGGAUUUUGCAGACAUGGACCACUCUGUAGGCAUAGACACGUUCGCAGAGUUUUAUGCAUGGCAUAUCUCGCAGGAUUUUGUCCUGACGGAUCUAUCUGUAAAUUCAUGCACCCCAGGUUUGAGCUUCCAGCCGUCCAAGAUAUGCAGCCAAAGGAGGGUAAGAAAGUAAUGAUAACUUGUCAUUUCUGUGGCGAAGGGGGUCACAAGGCAAUUUAUUGUAACAAAAUGCCACCGGAUAUUCGAGAGGCGCAAGCAAGGCAGGAAUUGGAGGGUGGGGGGCCUGGAGCGCACCCUCCACAUCACCACAUGAACUCACAUAGUGGGCCCCCGCCACGAGGGCCACAAAAACCUUUGGAAGAAGUUACGUGUUAUAAAUGUGGAACAAAAGGUCAUUAUGCGAAUAAAUGUCCGAAAGGACAUCUCGCAUUCCUGAGUCACACCGGAGGAGGAGCCGCGGCCGGUGCUGGUCAAAAUCCUAGCUACAGACGAUAAAUUUUUUGUUGAGUAGGUCUUUCGUUUGGAAAUAUGAUUAUUUUAUUCUUUAAAAUCACUUGGGUAUCAUACUAUUAAUACAAUAAGAAUAAAACAAUUAUAUUAUAAUA